GCACGCGGUUGUCCGCGAAGGGCACACCACACAGCGUUUGUAUUACGCAGUUUCGUGCCGCUUUGAUUAAAAGAAGACGCUUGAAGGCAGCGAGCAUCAGUUUCUCUUGCAAUGCACCGCUGGGUAGGCAAAGUCGCUCUCCUCACCGAGGUGGCCGAAGGGUUUGGGCCCUCGCUGGCGAACCACCUCGUCAACCGCGGCGUACGUGUCGUCGGACUAGCCAAAAGAGUGGAUAAUUUAGGAAGCUCUGGGCAUAACAGCCGAGUCCCGGGCAGCACCGCCGGAACCCUUUACGCUCACAAUUGCGACAUCACAAAAGGCGAGGACAUUAUGCGCGUCCUGAGGUGGACCCGCGCCCGGCUCGGCGGCGUGGACAUUCUCAUCAACAAUGCAGAGGCACAUAAAGACACCCAACUGAUGAACCCGCGCACCAUUUCUCCCUACUUGCACUGCGCCUUUAUGACCGAGGUGUUGCGAGACAUGCAGAACUCGAAGGAAGAGGGACACGUCAUUAAUAUCGGCAGCGUCGCUGAUAAGCUCUUCCCGUACUUUGGAAUUUACGAGCACAGACAAGUCGGAGAUGGAGUCAGCCAGCACGAAAUCCACCUGGAGGCUGGCAACAAAAUCAAAGUCACGGACCAGGAAGGAUGCUGCUGCGAGGUCUUUAUUCAUCCGCCUUAUUUUUUUCCCCAGAACAUUGUUCCGGACGUUUUAGGAAGGCGAGAUCUCGAGCUGGUUUUGGAAGACGCACUGCUGCGAUUUCCCCACCAGGAACAAGAGAAGGCUGCGUCGGUCGCCCUCUGAAAUAUGCAAACGUUUGUGCUUGCUAUGCCAUCCAAAACAAAACGAAAUCACCCGCCUUUGAAGAAUGAUACUCCACCUAGAGCUGUACAUACUACGACCAUAAUAUUUAUGUAAAUAUAAUAUAUAAGGAAACUUCGCCAGAAUGUUGUUGUAACUCUGUGUAUUUUGCGUAAUUUGCAAAUUUAUAUUAUGCUCUAAGAGACAUAUUUUGACUAGCUUGGUCAAUAUUUUUCAAUUAAAUUUUAUAUUACGGAAAAAAUGUUGCAUUUUACUAGCGUAGAGCUACUCAUUAAAUUGUUAAGUUAAAACUAGGCAGAAAUUGUGCCAAAAUUGAUUGUCUUGACUGUAAAGUUCACAGUUUGUCAGGCCUAACUAAUACUUUUCAUGCAAGCUUCUAUGGGGAAAGAUAAAAGACUUAAAACCUUAUUUAAACUGAAUACAGCUAGCGUGUUAAAUUUCUCAUCAAUGUGAUGGAGGUUAUCAAAAUAAAAAAUGUUUAAAAAUA
Messenger RNA from Cloeon dipterum, 1309 nucleotides. RefSeq names its product farnesol dehydrogenase-like. The coding region runs from base 112 to 804 and encodes 230 amino acids. The record is from RefSeq and is a predicted model, not a curated record. Lineage: Eukaryota; Metazoa; Arthropoda; Insecta; Ephemeroptera; Baetidae. The transcript is spliced from 6 exons.